AUUUUCAGUAUGAUCUUCUCCGCUUAUAACCAACUGGAAAUGACCCUGGGCCGUAAUGUUAUGUUCCUGUUAGGUAUCCAUGACGCAUUCAUCUUUUGCUUCCGUGCGCUUACAAUCGAUUGAGUUAUUCACUACGGUUCUGAACUCCUUAAAUGAAAGCCUAGACUAGGGACUAAGCCACUCAGUGAGCUAUCUUCGGCUUUUCCCGUCAUUUUCCGCUGACCGUGUAUGAUCAUACGCUUGACUUGUUGCACAUUUCCGUUUCCGGGUCCGCAUUUCUUCCAGCUUCUGUCUCAAUCCGGAAAUCCACGGGGAGAUGCCAAGAUUUUCUCAUGCCCUGCGUGCCUUUCUUUAUCGUACGAUUGGCCUUCGGAAAGCGAUGAAGAGUCGUUCCAUACUGUGGAAGGAGGCUCAAGGAGAGCUACGCCCUGCUGUCUUGAAUCUUUAGUGUUCCACUACUUGGUCAUCUGGUCCAGGACAAACUGUCUGCUGGAUAAUAUGCCUAGAUUGGAGAUUAAUCACUGGAGGCGACGUGAAAAGAUGAAGGUGACCUGCCUUUUCGUCCACCUCUGUCACAGUGUCCAAGUAAAUACAAGCCGCCUAUCACAGCGCCGUAGAGCCACAAAGCUUUGUCCGCUGGCAACUCCCGAGGCCUACGAAGACCUUCAUACUUACCUGGAGUGGUCAUUCCACUCAAAGCUAAUCAUCGACCGAGACUUGAGAAUCUCUGCCGUCGACCAUCAGUGGCAACGCUUCGGGAAUGUCGGACAUCGUGAUGCUUCAAUUAUUGGUUCAGAAGCUGCCGAUUUCGAUGCGUUUACUACUGCAAGAUUAUGGACAGGCUUGUACGUCAAAUCAAAGAGGAUCGCGGCAUAAUUCACUAUUGCCGCUUUUCCCUUGAUUCUCGGUCAGGUUUGCGGGCGGAUGCUUAUCAAUUCGAACUUGUUCAGAUGCUCCCUCUGAGAAUCCAUCUGCAUUGUCUUGAAAGAGGGUGGGGGGAGGGGGUGCAAACUCGACGAAAACUCGAAAAAGUUGAACGUUCAAGCUUCAAGCUUCAGAACAGGGGCGUUCAAAUUAGCGCCGCGAGUU
This is a messenger RNA of Guyanagaster necrorhizus, 1089 nucleotides long. RefSeq lists its product as uncharacterized. Lineage: Eukaryota; Fungi; Basidiomycota; Agaricomycetes; Agaricales; Physalacriaceae. The transcript has 3 exons. The record is from RefSeq and is a predicted model, not a curated record. The coding region runs from base 229 to 876 and encodes 215 amino acids.